Molecule: messenger RNA, 603 nt
Organism: Paramecium pentaurelia
Lineage: Eukaryota; Ciliophora; Oligohymenophorea; Peniculida; Parameciidae
Source: the annotation of a GenBank genome assembly
AUGAUUAAUAAAUUAUUUAAUGCAGACAGUUAACUAAAAUUUAAUCCUAUUUAAAUAGCUGUAAAUACUUAGUCAUUAUCUUCAACUUUAUUUAUCAUUAAUAUUAAUAAUGUCAUAAUUAUUUCUAUUUGUUACAGUAAUAUGCCAAUACCAAUUUCAAUUAUAGAGGUUAAAUUCAAAAUUAAAUAAAUAAACAUUAUCAAUCAAUAAUUAGGCUUAUCCCAUAUUUGUAAUUUAUGGUUUGAUCUUUGUUUCUAAGUCUGGAGCAUACAAAAUUUUAAAUAGCCAUUUUUUAUGAGAAAUAUGAUCAGUGUAGAUUAUAAGAAUUAUCUAUAAAUACUAUCAGAUAAUUUGUUCUAUUAUGUUCAAUUUAUAAAUUACACGCUGUAUGUUUACAAUCCUUACUUACCUUAACAUAUGAGUUUAUAUUAUCUCAAUUUAUCAUCAAAAUUGUAUUGCACAGAUUUUAGGAAGGAAAUUGAGAUAUAAUCUAAAAAUUAGAGAGGAUUUUUUCUGUAUUUAGAAAACUUUAUCAAUUAAUUAUUAAUUUACCAAAGUUUUGAGUUUAAAGUAAAUUAAUCUCUAGAUUUUACCCAUAAAUGA